Molecule: messenger RNA, 7552 nt
Organism: Petromyzon marinus (sea lamprey)
Lineage: Eukaryota; Metazoa; Chordata; Hyperoartia; Petromyzontiformes; Petromyzontidae
Source: RefSeq, a predicted model, not a curated record
CGGCAUCUUUCUGGGCCUUCGCCCCUGCGAUGCUGCACACCUUCCCGGGCCUUCAUCACCGCCAGUGUCUCCUCCAGGCCCUCGCGGCUGUAAACAGCGUCACCCCGGGCCCGGGUGAUGCUUCGCCGUUACUAUGGCCGAGGCCAGGAGGUUCACGAAGUCUCUGAGCAAGCCGGGGACGGCGGCCGAGAUGAGGCAAAGCGCAUCGGAGGCAGUCAGAAGGUCCACGUACAGCCAGGUGCGUCCCCGCAUGGUGGAGCCCCUGGACUAUGAGAGCGUCAUCCAGCAGCGCCGCACGCAGAUUCACAGCGACCCACUCCGUGACCUUCUCCUCUUCCCUCACGACGACGUCACGGUGUCUCGCCAGCCCAGGCAGCGUCGCACCGUCGUGCCGUCCGUUCCGCCCGAAGCAGCGCAGGAGGCGCGCAGCCUCCUCGUCACCGAGUGCAUAAAGUCAUACACAACAAGCUGGAAUGUGCUGGACUACCGCUACCAGCAGUACACGGGGGACUACCGGCAGCUACCCCAGAAUGCGGCAUGGCUGGAGAAGCUGCCCACCCACACGUUCGACAUCGACGAGGACGUGGACAAGGAAGAGGACACGGCGUCGCUGGCGUCACUCAAGGGCGGCAUCAUGAAGCAGGGCUGGCUCUACAAGGGCAACGUCAACAGCGUCAGCAUGCGGUCCUUCAAGCGCCGCUACUUCUCGCUUACCCAGCUGCCCGACGGAUCGUUCAUCCUCAACUUCUACAAGGACGAGAAGCUCAGCAAGGAGCCCAAGGGCUCCAUCUUCCUGGACUCCUGCGUCGGGGUCGUGCAGACCCCCAAGGUGCGGCGCUUCGCGUUUGAGCUGAGGAUGCAGCACCACCGCGCCGGCUAUGUCCUCGCCGCCGAGAGCGACGCCGACUGCGACGAGUGGAGCGCCGCCAUCACCCGCGUCCUCGCCCUCGCCGGCACCGGUGCCGGCAUCGGCGCCGCCGGGGGGGAGCGCAGGAACGGAGACGGCGGCGGGGAGCACGAUGAGGACGCGGUGAAGCCGGAGAGUCUCACGGAGAGUCUGGAGAGCAGCAUGCACCCUGAGCUCAUCAAGUAUGCCAGGGAGACGGACCACAUGAACAAGACUCUGCGCAGCGAGGCUCGGCACAAACUCUUCAGCCUGGACCCCGACAUGCAGCGCUGCGCCGGCGGUGCGGCGGAGGCGCCGCCGCGUCUACCGCACGACGCCGAGGCGCUCUCCCACCGCAUCCUCGUCUCCUGCCACGCGCUUCGCUUCGCCCUGCAGGCGCCCGCCAGCGACGACGGCGACGACGGUGGUGGCGACGGCGACUCCACCGGCGCCGGCACCACCAACGUGGAGCCGUUCUUCGUGUCUCUGGCGUUGUUCGAUGCGCGCGCCUCCCGCAAGAUCUCCUCCGACUUCCACGUGGACCUGAACCAGGCGUGGAUGCGGCGCGUGCUGCUGGCGGGGGCCGGUGGGGUGGGAGGCGAGGAAGAGGGGGCGCCUGGGGGGGGGGCACCGUGGGGGGGCGACGGCGGCUUGGGGCAGCCGCGUCUCGUGGGCGUCUCGGCGGACAACCUGCGCUACCCGACGCAGGCCGUGUUCUCCGUAGCGGAGCCGCACUGCGACGUGUUCCUGGUGGCACGCGUGGACAAGGUGCUGCAGGGCGGCGUGGCGCAGUGCGCCGAGCCCUACAUCAAGAACCACGACUCUGGCAAGAUCGCGCAGAAGGUGCAAAAGCAGAUGAGGCAGGUGUGCGUGAAGCUCGCUCCCUACCACAUGCCCUUCGCCUGGGCCGCACGGCCCGUGUUCCGUGAGGGCCCGUGCGUGGUUGACAGAGACUCGCGCUUCUCCGCGCUCUUCCGGCAAGACAGCGCCAAGUUGUCUGACGAGGAUCUGCUCAAGACUCUCUCGGAGUUCCGCAAGCCAGAGAGGAUGGCGAAACUUCAGGUCAUCCCAGGGUCACUGGACGUCACCGUGGAAGUGGUUCCUGCUGAACUUCCCAACUGCGUGACCUCUUCCUACGUCCCGGUCCACCCCUUCCACUUGACCCCCGAGGGGACGGGGGGUGAGGGAAUAUCGGGGGUCUCGGGGGCCGCGGCGGUGGUGGAGGUGGAGGAGUUUGUGCCGGAGGAGGCGCGCCUGGCGCAGCCGUUCGCCGUCUACCGGAACCACCUCUACGUCUACCCUCGCGCUCUCAAGUACGACGGGCAGCGCAGCUUCCCCAAGGCCAGGAACCUGGCUGUCUGCAUCGAGUUCCGGGACUCGGACGCGGAAUCUGCUCAGCCUCUCCCGUGCGUCUACGGCAAGCCGGGCGGCCCUCCCUUCGUGAUGCGCGCCGUCGCCGCCGUGCUGCACCACCAGCACAGCCCCGAGUUCUACGACGAGGUGAAGAUCCGUCUGCCCACGCAGCUGCACUCGGGUCACCACCUCCUCUUCUCCUUCUUCCACAUCAGCUGUGAAGUGAGCGGGAAGGCGGCCACAAAGAAGAGGGAGGCGGUGGAGACGCAGGUGGGCUACGCGUGGCUGCCCUUGCUGCGCGAUGGCCGCGUGGUGUCAGGGGAGGUCCCGCUCAGCGCUUCCGCGUCGCUCCCCGCUGGAUACCUGGCUUCUAACGACACCGCCGGGGCCACCAAGCAUGUGGGCCCGGAUAUUCGCUGGGUGGACGGCGGCAAGCAGGUGUUCCGUGUAGCCACUCACCUUGUCUCCACCAUCUACACGCAGGACCAACACUUGCACAACUUCUUCUCGUACUGCGAGCGCGCAGAGGAGGCGGAGACAGGGGGUGCUCCCCUCAACGAGGGGGAGCUCAUCAAGUACUUGAAGAGUCUGCACGCCGUAGAGAGUCACGUGAUGGUGGCGUUCCUGCCCACACUGCUUAAUCAGCUGUUCCACGUGCUCACCCACGCCACCCACAGCGACGUCGCUAUCAACGCCACGCGGGUUCUUAUUCACGUGGUGUCUCAGUGCCAUGAAGAGGAGUUGGAUCACUUCCUGCAUUCUUACGUCACGUUUGUGUUCAAGACAGAGGAGUCUGCGGAGGCCUGCGAAGGCCUCACCCUGCACGAGGAACUUGCCAAGUCGCUCGGCUUCCUCCUCAAGCCCAGCACCGACUUCCUCACCUGCAACAAACUCCUCAAGUUUUCAUGGUUCUUCUUUGAGAUCCUCAUCAAGUCCAUGGCUCAAAACCUCGUGGACUCCGGGAGGAUCAAGCUGAACCGGACGCAGCGGUUGCCGGCGUCGUUCCACACGGCGGUGGAGGAUCUGGUGGUGGCGGCGACGGAAAACAUCGUCAUCAAGCACCGCGACUUCGCGAGCGAGACGCGGCGCGCCAACCACAGCCUCGCCGCCUUCAUCAAGAGGUGCUUCACGUUCAUGGACCGCGGCUUCCUCUUCAAACUCAUCAACUUGUACAUGCACAGUUUCGGCCCUGGCGACCCCAAGACCCUGUUUGAAUUCAAGUUGGCGUUCCUGAAGGAGAUUUGCAGCCACGAGCAUUACAUCCCCCUGAACCUCGCCAUGUCCUUCAGUAGGGGCCGCAUCCAGCGGUACCAAGAUUUGCUCUUUCCAACGGAGGCGACGCGAGAGGGCCUGCCAGAUCUGCAGCUGGAUUACAGUUUGACAGAAGAUUUCUGCAAAAACCACUUCCUGGUUGGACUUUUACUUCGGGAGGUGAGCUCCGCGCUGCAGCAAGAGAGUGGCGACGUGCGUCCGGCCGCCAUCGCUGUACUCAAGCAGCUGAUGGCUAAACACGCGCACGACGACCGCUACGCACACAAGAACCAGCAGGCGCGGAUCGCGUCGCUGUACCUGCCCCUGCUGGGGAUCGCGCUGGAGAACGUCUCCCGCCUCAACGUCGCCCGCGACCACGCCCUGCUGCCCAGCGCCAGCGCCAACACCUGCACGGUUACGCGCGACGACUUCACCGCAUGCGUGCAGAACCCCGUGCCGGGCGGCGCGACCUCUAACGCCGCGGGGUCGUGCACUCCGCACCGGGCUCAGGCCGCCGCCACGGCAACAGCGGCCGGGGACCUCUUCUCAGCCAUCUCCGGCACAGGCACCCCAGGGCAGCUGGUGGUGAGACACGCGGAUUCCCGCGCGUCGCUCGUGAGCAUCGAGUCCGCCACGGGGCUGCCGAGCGCGCACGACAAGGCCAACUCGCUCGAGAAGCAAGGUGCAGGGUCGGUGUUGCGGCUGCGUCCUCUGGAGCACGGCGAGAGCCGCAGCCUCCUGCUGUGUGUCCUGCACGUCCUGAAGAGCGUCUCUGAGGAUGCACUGCUCGCGUACUGGAACAAAGCCUCUGACACAGAACUCCUCGACUUCUUCACCCUCCUCGAGAUCUGUCUCCAUCAGUUCAAGUACAUGGGGAAGCGCUACCUGGCCAGGGCGGUGGAGGCCGCUAGCCCGGUGCGCUCUGCACCACCGCCGCCCCCAGAAAGGAAGUCUCAGACGCUCCCCGCGCCGCGUAACCUCCUCCCCAGCAGGGCCGCCUCGCUGCAUGCUCGCUUCUCUCACCUGCCCAGCGCCGAACCUGGCGCCAGCGGUGGCAGCCUGCACCACAGCUACGGCCACUCGGAGGUGGAGGCGGUGCUGGAGGCGGCGCUGGCGACGGAGGCCGGGCUCGUGGUGCUCGACGCCCUCGCCUGCUUCACCCACAGCUUCAAGGAGCAGCUGCUGGCAGAGGAGAGCCACGGGCGGCUGAUGCGCCGCGUCUUCGACGUGCUACUCACCUUCCUCGCCGUGCCACAGUCCGAAGCCACGCUGCGCCACGUCUUCGCUGUGCUGCGCGGCUUCAUCAACAAGUUCCCGGCGGCGCUGUUCACGGGCCGUGCCGACAUGUGCGCCUCGCUCUGCUACGAGCUGCUCAAGUGCUGCAGCGCCAAGCUGGGCUCCACACGCAGCGAGGCCUGCGCUCUGCUCUACUUGCUCAUGCGCAACAACUUCGAGUACACCGGCAGAAAGUCCUUCGUGCGCUCCCACCUGCAGAUCAUCAUUGCCGUGAGUCAGCUGAUCGCUGAUGUUGUUGGCAUCGGAGGCUCCAGGUUCCAGCACUCGCUGUCCAUAGUCAACAACUACGCCAACAGCGACAAGGCCAUGAAGGCCACGGCGUUCCCCGCGGAGGUGAAGGACCUGACCAAGAGGAUCCGCACGGUGCUGAUGGCGACGGCGCAGAUGAAGGAGCACGCUGGCGACCCCGAACUGCUGGCCGACCUGCAGUACAGCCUGGCGCGCUCCUACGCCAGCACGCCGGAGCUGCGCAAGGCCUGGCUAGAGAGCAUGGCGCGCACGCACCUACAGCACGGAGACCUCUCGGAGGCCGCCAUGUGCUACGUCCACGUCGCCGCUCUCGUCGCCGAGUACCUCAAACGCAAAGGUUCGUACACCAGGGGCUGCGCCGCGUUCCGCGUCCUCUCCCCCAACGUGGACGAGGAAGCGGCCAUGAAAGAGGACGCCGGCAUGGAGGACGUUCACUUCAACGAGGACGUGCUGGUGGAGCUGCUGGAACGCGUGGCCGACGCGCUCUGGAAGGCCGAGCGCUACGAGCUGCUGGCCGACGUCUACCGCCUCGUCGUGCCCGUCUUCGAGAAGCGCCGCGACUUCCAGCGUCUGUCCCAGGUGUACAACACGCUGCACCUCGCCUACAAGAAGGUGGUUGAGGUGACGCACAGCGGGCGGCGCCUGCUCGGCACCUUCUUCAGGGUGGCCUUCUUCGGCCAGGCAGCGGGCUUCUUUGAGGAGGAGGACGGCAAGGAGUACGUGUACAAGGAGCCCAAGCUGACGGGCCUGGCCGAGCUGUCGCAGCGCCUGCUGCAGCUCUACGCCCACAAGUUCGGCGCCUCCAACGUCCGCAUGCUCCAGGACUCGGGCAAGGUGAACGCCAAGGACCUGGACCCGCGGUGUGCGUACAUCCAGGUGACGUACGUGACGCCGUACUUCGAGGAGAAGGAGCAGCAGGAGCGGCGCUCGGAGUUCGAGCGCUGCCACGGCGUGCGGCGCUUCGCCUUCGAGACGCCGUACACGCUGGGGGGCGGCGGCGCCCGCCAGGGCGGCGUCCACGAGCAGUGCAAGCGCCGCACCGUCCUCACCACCACGCACGCAUUCCCGUACGUGAAGAAGCGCGUGCCCGUGAUGUACGAGCAGCACGUGGAGCUGGGCCCUGUGGAGGUGGCGGUGGACGAGAUGAGCGCGCGGGCCGCCGAGCUGCGGGCACUGAGCGUGGCGCGCGACGUCGACAUGAUCAAGCUGCAGCUCAAGCUGCAGGGUUGCGUCUCCCCGCAGGUCAACGCAGGCCCCUUGGCCUACGCCAGGGCUUUCCUAGAUGAGAGCAACGCCAAGAAGUUUCCGGACAACAAAGUAAAGCAACUGAAGGAGGUGUUCCGGCUGUUUGUGGAGGCAUGUGGGCAGGCUCUGGAGGUGAAUGAGCGGCUGAUCAAGGAAGAUCAGCUGGAGUACCACGAGGACAUGAAGACCAACUACCGGGACAUGGUGCAGCAGCUGGCCGACAUCACACGUGAUGCGGUCCCCAUGGAGUCGGGGCCCCCCACGCGCCCCUCCCUGCGUGACUCCGUCCACGUGUUCAGCGCCAUCAGCGGCACCCCCACGGGGACAACGCUCAGUGGGGUCCCCCACUCCUCCUCCUCCGUUUGAGAGGGGCCCUGGGGUCCCCCACUCCUCCGUUUGAGGGGGGCCCUGGGGUCCCCCACUCCUCCGUUUGAGGGGGGCCCUGGGGUCCCCCACUCCUCCUUCACGUGAGGGGGGUAGUGGGUGUGCCCUGGUAGAUGGAGGGGGUCCAUUGAGAACGAUGGCGGUUUGGGGGGGCUGGAGGAUUAUGGUUGUUCCGUAGGAGUUAACAGUGGCCGUGUCUCUGUCCCAUACGGGUUCACAGUGACCGUGUCUCCGUCCUGUACAGGUUCACAGUGACCGUGUCUCUGUCCCGUACGGGUUCACAGUGACCGUGUCUCCGUCCUGUACAGGUUCACAGUGACCGUGUCUCUGUCCCGUACGGGUUCACAGUGACCGUGUCUCUGUCCUGUACGGGUUCACAGUGGCCGUGUCUCUGUCCUGUACGGGUUCACAGUGACUGUGUCUCUGUCCUGUAUGGGUUCACAGUGACCGUGUCUCUGUCUUGUACGGGUUCACAAUGACCGUGUCUCUGUCCUGUACGGGUUCACAGUGCCCGUGUCUCUCUCCCGUACGGGUUCACAGUGACCGUAUCUCUGUUCCAUUCUGGUUCACAGUGACCGUGUCUCUGUCCUGUACGGGUUCACAAUGACCGUGUCUCUGUCCUGUACAGGUUCACAGUGACCGUGUCUCUGUCCCAUACUGGUUCACAAUGACCAUGUCUCUGUCUUGUACGGGUUCACAAUGACCGUGUCUCUGGCCUGUACGGGUUCACAGUGACCGUAUCUCUGUCCCGUACGGGUUCACAGUGACCGUGUCUCUGUCCCGUACGGGUUCACACUGACCGUGUCUCUGUCCCAUACGGGUUCACAGUGACCGUGUCUCUGUCCUGUACGGGUUCACAGUGGCCGUGUCUCUCUCCCAUACGGGUUC